Anarrhichthys ocellatus (wolf-eel) is the source of this 2462-nucleotide messenger RNA. RefSeq lists its product as uncharacterized. The record is from RefSeq and is a predicted model, not a curated record. Gene Ontology annotation, cellular component: nucleus. Lineage: Eukaryota; Metazoa; Chordata; Actinopteri; Perciformes; Anarhichadidae. Bases 888 to 2462 code for a protein of 524 amino acids. The transcript has 3 exons.
UGCGACUGUCUUCGGUUUGUGUAUCGGCUGCUGAGCUAACAGCUGCACCAAUUGUGUUUUGGUUUUGUUUUGUCUCCCAUGUGCAGUUAUUAUGAGGUAAGACAUACAAAUGCGUUGGCUUUUUUUCUUUUUUUUUUUGAUCCUGUCCGCUCAGCUAUCGUUGGCAGUUCAAAAGGCAGCUUUACCCCAAACUGUGGUAGCCUGUUAGCUAACAGCUAGUUAGAAGAUCAGCGCCUAAUGUAUGCGGAAUGCGCAACCGUUGCGGAUGUGGUGCAGAAAAAAAUGCGCAUCGAUGCGACAGAAUACAGCAGUCAUCGACAGUAAUAAAAACGGACAGACUGUUAUAAAAUGCUACACAGUUGUAAACAGUGUUAUGUUUUGUUGUUUUAUUUCAGCUCUCGAGGCGGUUCUCCGCCUUGAAGGUGCAUCUCACUGUAUGACAACUGGACGUUUCGAUGUAGCUCUUAGUCUGCUCCAGGUGUUCUUACACCGUGUAUUUAUGUUUUCACUAACAUAUUAGAAUAAAUGAAAGUGAUAGAAAUGGAUUUAAGUGGCUGUAGCUAGCCAUAAAGGUCUAUGGACUUUAUGCUCUACUUAGACAAUAUGGUAGUAUCUCUCACUAAGCAGCAACAAUGUCUUGAUUCAAUUGAAUAUUACUGGUAAAAAUCAGUAUUUAAGGGUGCUGUAACUCCAUAUUUCCUCAUAAAUCCGUGUGGGUGGCAGCUGUAGUCAAAGUAGGUUCAUAAUCAUCGCAUACAGUAUACUGAAGAGUUGUAAUGUCUCUAGCAGGAGGUUCAGUUACACCUUGAACUCGUGUUAAUGGGGCAGCCGCUGCCAGUAUCAGAAUUGGCCCACCAGUCAGUUCUGCUGUAAAUCAGGUCUGACCCAUGACUGAGUACUACGAGGAAGGGGGGCUGCUGUACGAGCAAUCACCUCCCAUGCACAUCAAAGUGGAGUCUCCGGAGGGACCCUUUGGAGGGGGAGCCUCAGAAAACGGCUUCCCCAGGGAGGAUGAUGACUCGGAGGGUAGCUGUGACCAGAGCAGUGGAUUACCUGGGGGACUCCCCUUCAACGUGGUAGUGGUGCAUCCCAACAUCAUGGCACCCGGCAUGUCCUCGGAUGAACUCUUGUCCAUUGAACAAAACAGAGCUAUGUCAGCUGCGCUGGCUGCUAGCAGUGCAGGAAAAAGAAAGAGUCGUUUCAGUGGAGCAGAGCUGGAGGUGUUGGUGUCAGAAGUCACUCGGUGUGAAGGAGAGCUUUUUGGUCCCGCGGGGAGGCUCCGGCGGCGGGAGAGAGAGCGCAUCUGGGCAGGAAUCCUAGAGAGAGUCAAUGCUGUGUCCAGAGUCCCGCGCACCCUUCGCGAGGUAAAAAAGCGCUGGGACGAUUUGAAGAGACGCAACGGAGGCAGGCUAGCGGAUGCUCGCCACCGCAGCUGUUACCUGCCGUCCAGCAGAGGAGCCUCAAUGCUUGGCCGUCCUUCCCAGACUAGCCCCAGACUUUCACAGGCCAGGCAAAAGCAAAGCACCAGACCAAAGCCCAGUUUCCCAUGCUUCCCUGACUCUGAUACAGGUGUGGGAGUGGAAGGAUCAGAGAGAGAUGGUUUCGAGAAAGAUGAGGACAAUCCUGAGCAAGACAGAGAGAUGGGAGAAUCUGAGUGUGAACCCGGAGAGAACAGCAUGGAAGAUAAAUUGGGAUUAGGACUGGGUCUGGGCAUAGGACCACACCCUCCAUCAGAACGAUGGCUGCCUCCUUCCCCCCUCUACAGUGCUCCUUUCCUCAAUGGCAGCCCCCAGCCCAGUAGUCCUCAGCCUUCACUUGGAGCACACCAGGGUCCUCUUGAAGCCCCUGUGCGCACAUCCUGGCUUGAAGAUGAGCUACGAGGGUUAGGGGAGGCAGCAAUUCAACUGGGAAACCGAGUAGAAAGGAGUCUGCAGGAGUUUGGAGACGGUUUCAGGCAGGACAUGAGAACACUUGUCGCUUCGCAAGAGACAUUAGCAUCCAGUCUACAACAAAACAAUGUUCUCUUGCAAAGGCUGUUGGGAGUGCUUGAGGCCCAGCAACAACCACAGCAACAUCGUGUACAACAAGCACACCAAUCACAAACAUCUCAACAGCACUUACAGCCAGCUCAGCAGCUACAACACACAGAACCACUGCAGCAGCUACAACACACAGAACCACUGCAGCAGCAGCAGCAACAUCAGAGGAUUGAAGCACCACUGCAAACACAAAAUCAGCAUCAGCAACAUGUAGUACAACAACAGCACGAAACACAAAUACAGCAGCAGCCACAAGUCACACAGCAUUCGAAUAAUCAGUCAGCUGUGGCAGUGGUUCCUGCACCAUCGUCCCCGAACAUACAUGGCACUUGUCCCUCUGAACCGCCCACCAACACAAAUGGAAGUGUGCAGAGGCCUCGGCGGGGGAGAGCUGUCGAUCACAGGCGCAGGAGACGGCGCUGA